UGAAGAAAAUAAAAUGUCACAGUCUUAUUAUGAAAAUGAUAUAAAGAUAGAUAUCAAUUAAAUGGUAAAACUUUGGAACUCCAUGACAUAAUUUCUAUUUGCCGAUUUUUAACUAAGUAACUAACUAUGUAAAAUAAAAAUAAAAAUAUCAUAUGCUUAUUAUUUGCAGUAAAUUACUCCUAAUUACUUACAUUUUAGAGCUGCAGAGGCAGCUAAAACUUUGUUGAGGUUUUUCGGAAAACUGGCAAUGGACGCAGCUGAAUUGGAAGAAGUGUUGAGGGUGUUUGAUGAAUCUCUUUCCCAAAUUAAAUGGAGGCUUAAGCCUUCUUCAAAAUCUCGGCUUCAAACUGAUAUUUUGGCUUUGUGUUCAAGAAUGAGACCUUGCAUCAUGGUAGAUUAUGGUGGGAAGAUGCCUGAAUUGGGGAAUCAUCUUUGUGCAUUUCUUGAACACUGCAAAAAGGAGUCCUCGAUAUUUAAGCUUUUGCACGUCGUGGUAGUAGAUGACAUGGUGUAUCUGGUUGAGGCCAGAGCACUCGCAGACUUUGUUGAAUCGAGUUUGGAAACUGCUCUGCUGUUUGUCGACCUUGAAACUGAUCCUCCAAAGAUGAUGACACAGGCGGAGGAAAGCCCUGCAAUGACGCAGCUUCUGUCAGCUCAAAAGCUGUUCUCGUCAGUUUUUCAAGCGGAUGGAGUAAGCAGCGACCACUUGCAAAGACAUGAAACCAACGGCGUUGGAUCCUCUCGUGACGGAGAUGCUGCUUCUGAAUCUCCUGGGAUGGUUGAUCUAAGUUACUGCCUUCGGGAAAGUGAUGUAACCAUCCCAACACUUAACGGAUGGCUGCUUGGUUACCCCGUUAUUUAUUUGUUUGGGAAGGACCACAUCGAGCGUGCUGUAUAUAAUCUCUCUUCCAAGUCUCUUCACAUCUAUCAAAUAUUCGUCACCAGGUCUAGUUCAUCGAGCAAAGGACAUCGGAAGGAAGAACUGAUGAGUUUUACAGUGCCUUACGACUUGAGCUCGGAGGGAAGCAACGAGCCAUGGGCGGAGUCAUUUUUGGCUGCCAUGAAGGAAAGGUGGGAGAAAUGCAAGCACAUCUGGGAAUCUCUGCAUAUGGAGGUUAGUGGUUGUUAUCCACAAGCAAUUGCUCUGUGACAACAUCACGCAUACUAUUAUGCAAGCAUUUUUGUAGAAGAUAGGAUAAUUUUUGCUAGUGAAACCGUUAUAAUAAAUCUAGAAUUUUGAAAUUGCCAAUUACAUCUACCUUGGUUGUUGGCUACUUUUUUAUAACUGGGGAAACUAACCUUCAGUCAAGUACUUGUUCAGAUGAGUAAAACUCAUCUCUUUUUUCAAAUGAUUUAGUUAAUAUUUGAUAA
Molecule: messenger RNA, 1371 nt
Organism: Salvia miltiorrhiza (redroot sage)
Lineage: Eukaryota; Viridiplantae; Streptophyta; Magnoliopsida; Lamiales; Lamiaceae
Exons: 7
Coding region: 248-1150 (300 amino acids)
Source: RefSeq, a predicted model, not a curated record